Glarea lozoyensis ATCC 20868 is the source of this 798-nucleotide messenger RNA. RefSeq names its product NAD(P)-binding Rossmann-fold containing protein. The transcript has 2 exons. The coding region runs from base 1 to 798 and encodes 265 amino acids. The record is from RefSeq and is a predicted model, not a curated record. Lineage: Eukaryota; Fungi; Ascomycota; Leotiomycetes; Helotiales; Helotiaceae.
AUGAAGGUACUUCUCCUUGGGGCUACAGGUAAUCUAGGAUCCCGCAUUUUACCUGCACUCCUGGCACACAAUCACGAAGUCACAGCCUUUGUCCGCAACAGAGAGAAGCUACAGCUUUUGGUACCUGCAUCAAUCAUAGCAAACAUCAACGUUGUUCAGGGCGAUGUCACAUCGCGCAAUGAUGUCGCUGACGCACUCUGCAAUUUUCGCAUUCAAGCUCUUAUAAACGCAGCAGGAGCAGCACCUAUGAUGCCUUGGAACUCCAGCCAGGCUCCGCAGAUUGAGGAGGCCAUUGUACAUGCCUUAAAAGAUGUAGGCUUGGAGCAGCGAAUCAAAAUUCGAAGCUGGUUUGUAGGUGGUAUGCUGCUGCUUGAUGUGCCUUACGCUUCCCAAUAUACGUUAUAUGAUUACUUGCCAUUGUAUCGAGAAGAUGUCCAUAAAUUGUCGUUGCUGGAAUCAUCGAAGCAUCUAACCUGGUCGUGUCUGUGCCCAGGAAAUAUGACACCACGGUCCAAGGCUGUCUCUGAAGUGAAGGAUCAUGUCGAGAAGCAGAGGGAGUUGAAAGGGUUGUUAGCGUCGAUAUCUGUUCCUGCGGGAUGGAAGACAUCCAUUCUCAGAAAGAUGCCUCUGUGUGGAGGAUACCUAGAUGUCUUUAGUAAUUUGCUUUCUCUGCGUAAUUCGGUACAUUUCGAGGAUGUAGCAGAAUUUAUUGCAGGUGAAUUGGAAAACCCAAACCAGCUGUACAUACGCAAAAAGAUUGGCCUCAUAGAAGACGGCGCCGCGCGUGUAGAGACUUAG